CGGUAUGCUCUAUGGUCUGGCGGACCUUGUGUUGUCAUCCUCCGAGCGACGGCCGGAGGUGGCUGCGGAGGCCCGGGCGGGGCGUUUGGUUUCGUUUCUGCACCGACUGGAAUUAGUGUCGACGGUCAAAAUGGGAGUCCCCAAAUUUUACCGAUGGAUCUCGGAGCGGUACCCCUGCCUCAGCGAAGUGGUGAAGGAGCAUCAGAUUCCAGAAUUUGAUAACUUAUACCUGGAUAUGAAUGGAAUUAUACAUCAAUGUUCCCAUCCUAAUGAUGAUGAUGUUCACUUCAGAAUUUCAGAUGACAAAAUCUUUACUGACAUUUUUCACUACUUGGAGGUGUUGUUUCGAAUUAUUAAACCUAGGAAAGUGUUCUUUAUGGCUGUUGAUGGGGUGGCUCCUCGAGCAAAAAUGAACCAGCAGCGUGGGAGGCGUUUUAGGUCAGCCAAGGAGGCAGAAGACAAAAUUAAAAAGGCAAUAGAAAAGGGAGAAACACUUCCUACAGAAGCCAGAUUCGAUUCCAACUGUAUUACGCCAGGGACUGAAUUCAUGGCCAGGUUGCAUGAACAUCUGAAGUAUUUUGUAAAUAUGAAAAUUUCCACAGACAAAUCAUGGCAAGGUGUUACCAUCUACUUCUCAGGCCAUGAGACUCCUGGAGAAGGAGAGCAUAAAAUCAUGGAAUUUAUCAGAUCCGAGAAAGCAAAGCCAGAUCAUGAUCCAAACACCAGACAUUGUCUUUAUGGCUUAGACGCUGACUUGAUCAUGCUUGGAUUAACAAGUCACGAGGCACAUUUUUCUCUCUUAAGAGAAGAAGUUCGGUUUGGUGGAAAAAAAACACAAAGGGUAUGUGCACCAGAAGAAACGACGUUUCACCUCCUACACUUGUCUUUAAUGAGAGAGUAUAUUGAUUAUGAAUUUUCAGCAUUAAAAGAAAAGAUCACAUUUAAAUAUGAUAUUGAAAAAAUUAUAGAUGAUUGGAUUUUGAUGGGAUUUCUUGUUGGCAAUGAUUUUAUCCCUCAUCUACCUCAUUUACAUAUUAAUCAUGAUGCACUGCCUCUUCUUUAUGGAACAUAUAUUGCUAUCCUGCCAGAACUUGGAGGUUAUAUUAAUGAAAGUGGACAUCUCAACUUACCUCGAUUUGAGAGAUACCUUGUGAAACUAUCAGAUUUUGAUCGAGAACACUUCAGCGAAGUUUUUGUGGACCUCAAGUGGUUUGAAAGCAAAGUUGGUAACAAGUAUCUCAAUGAAGCAGCAGGUGCGGCAGCAGAAGAAGCAAAGAACUGCAAGGAGAGGAGAAAACCGAAGGGCCAGGAAAAUUCUUUAAGUUGGGCUGCAUUAGACAAAAGUGAAGGUGAAGGAGUGGCUUCUAGAGAUAAUUUUGAAGAUGAGACUGAAGAUGAUGAUCUGUUUGAAACUGAAUUUAGACAAUAUAAGAGAACAUACUACAUGACGAAGAUGGGGGUCGAUGUAGUAUCUGAUGAGUUUCUGGCUGAUCAAGCUGCCUGUUAUGUUCAGGCUAUACAGUGGAUCUUACACUAUUACUAUCAUGGAGUCCAGUCCUGGAGCUGGCAUUUGAUGACCAGCGAAGAUUCACCAAUUAUAGAAUAUUAUCCACCUGAUUUUAAAACUGAUCUAAAUGGGAAGCAACAGGAAUGGGAAGCUGUGGUAUUAAUACCCUUUAUUGAUGAGAAGCGAUUGUUAGAAGCCAUGGAGACAUGUAACCACUCCCUCAAAAAAGAAGAGAGAAAAAGAAACCAACACAGUGAGUGCCUAAUGUGCUGGUAUGAUAGAGACACAGAGUUCACCUACUCCUCUCCGUGGCCAGAAAAGUUCCCUGCCAUAGAACGAUGUUGUACAAGGUAUAAAAUAAUAUCAUUAGAUGCUUGGCGAGUAGACAUAAACAAGAACAAAAUAACAAGGGUUGACCAGAAGGCAUUAUAUUUCUGUGGAUUCCCUACUUUGAAACACAUCAAACAUAAAUUUUUUUUGAAGAAAAGUGGUGUUCAAGUAUUCCAGCAGAGUAGUCGUGGUGAAAACUUGAUGUUGGAAAUUUCAGUGAAUGCAGAACCAGAUGAACUUAGUAUAGAGAACAUAGCUUCAUCAGUGCUGGGAAAGUCGGUCUUUGUUAACUGGCCUCAUCUUGAAGAAGCCAGAGUUGUGGCAGUAUCAGAUGGUGAAACUAAGUUUUACAUAGAAGAACCUCCUGGAACACAGAAAGUUUAUUUGGGAAAAACUGCCCCACCAUCUAAAGUCAUCCAACUUACAGAUAAAGAACAAUCGAACUGGACUAAAGAAAUACAAGGAAUUUCAGAACAAUAUCUAAGAAGAAAGGGAAUAAUAAUAAAUGAAACAUCUGCUGUUGUGUAUGCUCAAUUACUCACAGGUCGUAAAUAUCAAAUCAAUCAGAAUGGUGAAGUUCGUCUAGAAAAACAGUGGUCAAAACAAAUUCUUCCUUUUGUUUAUCAAACUAUUGUUAAGGACAUCCGAGCUUUUGACUCUCGUUUCUCCAGUAUCAAAACGUUGGAUGAUUUGUUUCCUCCCAGAAGUAUGGUCUUUAUGCUUGGAACUCCUUAUUAUGGCUGCACUGGAGAAGUUCAGAAUUCAGGUGACGUGAUUACAGAAGGUCGAAUCCGUGUGGUUUUCAGCAUUCCAUGUGAACCAAAUCUUGAUGCUUUAAUACAGAACCAGCAUAAAUACUCUAUAAAGUACAACCCAGGAUAUGUGUUGGCCGGUCGCCUUGGAGUGAGUGGAUACCUUGUUUCAAGGUUUACAGGAAGUAUUUUUAUUGGAAGAGGAUCUAGGAGAAACCCUCAUGGAGACCAUAAAGCAAAUGUGGGUUUAAAUCUCAAAUUCAACAAGAAAAAUGAGGAAGUCCCUGGCUAUACAAAGAAAGUUGGGAGUGAGUGGAUGUACUCGUCGGCAGCAGAGCAGCUUCUUGCAGAGUACAUAGAGAGAGCACCAGAACUGUUUAGUUAUAUAGCAAAAAACAGCCAAGAGGACGUAUUCUAUGAAGAUGACAUCUGGCCCGGAGAAAAUGAGAAUGGAGCUGAGAAAGUUCAAGAAAUUAUUACUUGGCUAAAAGGACAUCCUGUCAGUACUCUGUCUCGGUCUUCUUGUGAUUUACACAUUCUGGAUGCAGCCAUUGUUGAAAAAAUCGAGGAAGAAGUUGAGAAGUGCAAGCAAAGAAAGAACAACAAGAAAGUCCGGGUGACAGUGAAGCCCCAUUUGCUGUACAGACCUUUAGAGCAGCAGCAUGGCGUCAUUCCGGACCGGGAUGCUGAGUUCCGUCUCUUUGACCGUGUGGUAAACGUGAGAGAGAGCUUCUCCGUGCCAGUCGGCCUUCGAGGCACCGUCAUUGGAAUCAAAGGGGCUAGUAGAGAAGCUGAUGUACUAUUUGAAGUGUUAUUUGAUGAGGAAUUUCCUGGAGGCUUAACAAUAAGGUGCUCACCUGGUAGGGGAUACCGACUGCCAACAAGUGCCUUGGUGAACCUUUCUCAUGGGAGUCGGUGUGAAACUGGAAAUCAGAAGUUGACAGCCAUUGUGAAACCGCAGCCGUCUGUAAGUCACUGUAGUGUAAACUCAUCAGCUCCAUCUGGGCACGUGGGAGGCCUCAACCACUCUCCUCAGUCACUUUUUCUUCCAACUCAGGUACCUACAAAAGGUGAUGAUGAGUUUUGCAACAUUUGGCAAUCUCUGCAGGGAUCUGGGAAACUUCAGCACUUGCAGCCGACAGCACAAGAGAAGGGUGCAGUUCUACCUCAAGAAAUAAGUCAAGUAACUGAACCUCAUAAAUCUGGCUUUAAUGACCACAGUGUCAGACAUCAGCAAAGAAAACAUGACUCUCACCGAAAAUUUAAGGAAGAAUAUAAAAGUCCUAAAGCUGAGUGUCAGAAUCAAAAGUUGUCCAAUAAACAGACUUCUGGAGGGUCUCCCAGAUGUAAUAUUAAACUAUUGAAGAGAAAUGAAAGUCCAGGAACUUCAGAAGCUCAGAAGGUUGUAACUAGUUACCCAAAUGCAGUUCAUAAGCCUCACUCUGGAAUUGAGAACUUUUUAGCAUCUUUGAAUAUCUCUAAGGAGAGUGAAGGACAGUUACCUCACCAUGGAGAGCCUCCAGAUGAGGCGCAUCUGUCACCGCAGUCCUUUGCUAUGAAAGGAACAAGGAUGCUUAAAGAAAUUCUGAAAAUUGAUAGCCCUGACACAACAGAUAGCAAGAAUGAUAUGAAGAAAUCUGAUAAUGAAGCCACUGUUUCCUCUAGUAGAAGAGAUGAGCAUGGAAUGCCAUCACAUCCUAAGCCAAGUAAGAAACUGGCGUGCCAUAUGAGCAGCCCUCAUGGUACUAAUGAAUUCCAAAAUGUGGCAUCAGUGGACAGUGUGUGUUGGCCAGGCCAGAUGCCUCCUCCUAUGUCCACACCAGUAACUGAACUUUCUCGAAUUUGUUCCCUUGUCGGAAUGCCACAACCUGAUUUCUCCUUUCUGCGAACAACACAGACAAUGACAGUUUGUCAGGUAAAAUUGUCUAAUGGCUUACUGGUCCAUGGGCCACAGUGCCACUCUGAAAGUGAAGCCAAGGAAAGAGCUGCACUUUUUGCUUUACAACAACUGGGCUCCUUGGGUGUGAAUUUUCCUUUGCCUCCACCAAUAUUUACAAAUUAUCCUGCGGUACCACCUGGAGCCGUCCCUCCUGUUUUUACCCAACCUACUGCUAAUAUUAUGCCUUCAUCGUCUCAUCUCUUUGGCUCAGUGCCAUGGAGACCACCCGUGCCAGUUGCUGGGAAUGCCUUCCACUAUCCUUCAUAUCCUGGAACCAUGCCCUUGGCUGGAGGAAUGCCAGGCGGAGUGCACAAUCAGUUCAUACCUCUGCAGGUUACCAAAAAAAGAGUUGCAAACAGGAAGAAUUUUGAGAAUAAGGAGGCCCAGAGUUCUCAAGCCACACCACUUCAGACUAACAAGCCAGGGUCUUCUGAAGCCACCAAAACGACUCCACAAGAAAGUCCACCAGCCUCUUCCUCCUCCUCUCAGGCUGCUCAGCCUGUGUCUCCUCACGCUGAAACUGCCUCCCAAGGCCAUGUUGUGUCCCAGCAGAGGUCAGCACCAAGCUCCUCAAGGAGGAGAUCAAGGAAACUGGCUGUCAACUUUAGUGUUUCUAAACCUUGUGAAUAAAUUUGGUACCUGGGAAUUCAUUUCUUUUAUCUCCAUCUACCUUUUUAUAAAUAGAUAUCUCUGUGUCAGAAGUGUACUAUUUUAGCAUAUGUUUAGAUUAAAUAUUUUUUAUUUUUAAGUUAUCAGGCACUUUUCAUGCUAUUUAAGACUAUAUAUCAAAUUGUGCACUUUAAAUAUGUGCAAUUUGUUGUACAUCAGUGAUACCUCAAUAAAGCUGUAAAAAAAGAAAAAUUAAAUAUUAUAUUAAAAUAAAUAGCAAACUGAGCAUGGUAAUAACCUAUGAGCAUUGUACUUGAGAGUCUGAGACAGGAGGAUUGCCAUAUAUUCACUGUGUAGGGCUACAUAGUGAGUUCCUGGCCAGCCUGAGACCUUGCUUCAAAAACCAAAAACUAUAGUAAAUAUGAGUGGUCUAAAUGUUAAAAUGUACCACUUUCACCAUUGGCUUUCUCAUUAGAAGGAUCCUUGACUAUAAAUUAGUCAUUAUCUUAUCAUAACAACAAGCUUUUUUACACUAUUAUUGAGGGAUAACUAAAUGCAGCAUGAAUUAGGCCUCAUAAUUUCCUAAGUGUGGCUUUUAUUUGUUCGUAAUGAUGGAGCUACAUGACUGGAGAGUGGCCUGCACUCUAUUCACAGCAGUCUAUGGCCAGAGUCAGUCCCGUGGGUGCUCUGGAGCCAGCACGCACAACAGCCAUGGCCCUGGAGCCAUUGAGCUGGCUGGUGCGCCCAGUGCUGCUUUGUUCUCAGUCUUGUACCAAAGCAACUUUAGAAGCUUCCAGAGCAUUCUUCUGACAGCAAUCUAGAUUUGAAAAAUAACGAAUGUUUUUAGAUUAUUCAAGAACCAGCAUUCAGAAUUCCUAAUAAAAUUAAGUUUUAAAAUCUACAGGGUACAGUGAUUACAAAUCAGUCUUUCUUCAAAUAGAGUACAGUACAGAACAUUAAUCACUAUUCUUUUUUUAGGCUUCUUGAAUUAUAUUUGCUUUGUUGAUUUUUUUUUUCUUUUGAGAUGGGGUCUUGCUGUGUAGUCCUGGCUGGCCUGGUACUCAUGGCAAUCCUCCACGUUCUGAGAUUCCAGCGUGUGUCACCACACCCCCUCGUGUGGCUUUUUCUCUGCUUACUUCACAUAUGUGAAAAUUCAUUGUGGAUCUAUGUGUAGAGCUUCCUGGGACUGGUAAAAAUGUAAACUUUUUAAAAAUUCCAAGAUGUCUUUUUGUGUGGACAUUAUUUACUGCCUGUCCCAUUCUGGUUGUACAUUUUAGCACCUACUGAACUGCUCAGUGAUGUCACAUUUUGUCUCUGCAUGUCACUUAUGGGUGUGUAUUGUUCACACUGUUUAAUGAUUUGGAAUUUAUAAAAUUUUCUCAAGGACAUCAGGGCGUGCAUUUAUAUAUAAACAUAUUUAUCUUUUAGUUUUGUGAUAUACUUAUAUUUUUAAAGAGUAAAAUGAUCAUACUUUUUAAAAAGUAGGAACCAGUCUUUAUAUGGAGCUGCUGAUUGUGUUGAUUUAAUUUAGGUCAUUGAAAACUCUGCCAUAAGUCUUAAAAUGGUCUUACUGAUAUUUGAAAUGCUGGUAUUGAAUUCCUUUCUGCUGAUUUCAGUGUUUCUCUAAAUGAUGGCAGGAUAUAUGUAUACAGUAGUGCCUUUAGUGUAAGAUGCAAAUGAUCAUUAUCUUCAUUUUCUAUGGACAUAUGAAUUUCUGCAACUUUGUUUUCUGUCAGUAGAAAUUCAGCUGUGUAUCAGUGCCCAGCACUUCUCACUGGGGCACUGUGGCACUGGGGCACUGUGGGAAGGCUCAGGUCGUUCUCAGUGUUUGUCUUUGUUGCUCACAAACUCUGUUUUCAAGGGAAGCAUCCAUUGCAGAGACAAGGGAAGUUCAGUUAUGACAAUGCUAUGGUAACUCCUUCUGAGACCAUUGAAAUGUGUAGUAUUUGUUACCUCCCUUACAUUUACUGUACAUUCACUUACUCCUGUGGGAUGGCUUCACUGUGGUGUACAACCAUGUCCCCUGCAGAACAGAGGAAGGAGUUGUUCUAAAAGUUCCAUGAGAAAUUUUAGUAAACACAAUGCCAUUGAAACGGUGAGGCUAUUUCUCUAAAAUUUGAGCACAACAAGCUAGUAAUGCUAUAUGGAAAGCCAGUAAGAGUAUUUGAACAUCCUUUUAAAAAUAAAAAACAAAUUCUAAGGGUCGAGCUUGCAAAGGAAAGGAUCCCUCUGGCAGCUAGGGAGCGGUAGCAUGCUCUGUCCUCCCAUCCCCCAUCAGCGCCCUAUUCCAUACAACGUCUGGGAAGUGUGCAGCCUCUAGGUGUGAGAGGCCAAGACUGCCUUAGCAGCAGCAUGGCUGUGAGGACACUGGCUCUCUUGACACAUGUCUGGAGGGGUGGAGUACAUCUCUGAAACAUACUUGGACUGUGGUCAACAUAUAGUUUCCCCUUUGGGAUGAAUCAGUCUGAAACCACCCUCAAGCUUUUAAAACAUGUUCAGUCAGCUGUUGAAUCUAAGUCUUUCACAGUGGUGGACUGUGGUCACAGAGGGGACAGUUCUCCCAGAUUACCUGUUUCUGUGUAACUUGAAAAGUUAUUUGAUAAAGCCUUCCUCUCUUCACUGGGAAUGAUUGUAAAUAUCUUUGUUCAACAAGUCUUUCUUUGUUAAGCAAAUUAAGUUCAUUUGAAGGUGGGUCCUUUCAGCCACGGCUUCCUUUCUCAAUUUUGUACAUUCCUGGUCAAUGCAUUCAUUGACCUAAGCACUUCAUAGACUAAAGGCUUAAAUAUCUAAACCUCAGUUGUAUCAAAACAUUAUUUCCUCUGAAUCUCAGUUUAAAUUUCAGCUUUUCCUUCUCUGGGCUUGGUAGUACAAGUAAGCCUCCAGUCCCUGCCCUCUGGAAGCUGUCUCUAGCAGGAGGAUCAGGAGGAUUGGGAGUUCUAGGCAAGCCUGGGCUAUGUAGACCCUGUUUGAAAAAAAGUUCUCUUUACUUUUUAAAGCAGUCAGUAAUGAAGUCUGAAGGUAUUUCUCUCCUUCCGUGAGGAGCGCAAUGAAGCCUCUUGUCUUUCAUUCCCGUACAUGCUCACUUUGUGUCUAGAUAGUUCUAGAUUCUUGGUUCUAGGGGAGGAGGUGAAGAGAAGGAGAUAGGUGAGAUCCAGUCCUAUUUGCAGACUUUAAUGUCCUGACUUAGCUCAAGGAAAUAAACCAUAGAGUCAUUUUAUUUACUCCCUUUUUACAUAUCUGUUCUUUUUGAAUCAACAAAUAUUUUUCAUAGUGGUUACCUAGUUUUCACCUUAUAUGGCAGAACUCCACAGAAGGUAGAUCUCACACAAUUCCUCUUGGAUAAAUGUUCUUUGUACUAUCUUGCUUCCAGAUUUUUCUUUUACUAUAGAAGAGAAUCUGUUAGAAAUUACUAUGAAAGGCAUUUUGUAUCUUUUUUAAAAAAUUGGUCACUAAAAAAAAAUAAUAAUAAUCAUUAUUUUUUAGAAAUAGUGACAAGACUCAAACUGCAACUCUUUGUGUGCAUUUUAUGUUGUGGUGGUGGUGGUGGUGUUUUCAACAAAGUGGUCCUUUUUGCAGGCACCCCCUUUGCUAGAAGAAAAUAAAGCUUAAGUUUUUAGUGUUUUUUUUCAGGCUGACUGAAUUCAUAUUCCUCUUAGACAUCCUCACUUUCUGCCAGGGCAGCACAGUAAGAGACAGCUGGGAAGGGGCAGCAGCCCUGCAGCCUCAAGGAAAGCAGACAGGCAGACCCAGGCUUGACCAUCGCAGGCUGAGUUACCUCACACAGCACGUGUCCCUCCCUUUGAAAGAGAGGAUAGAAGAAAAUAGUUCAAGCAUCCAGAAUGCUGAGAAUCUGUGUGCCUUUGGGUGAAAACUCCCUGCUCUGCAGAGAUUGGUCUCAAGUGCAGCUGGCAAAGGAGACUGCUUUCCAGAUUCCAUUUUGGCACAGUGGAACCUGUGGGCGUGAAUUCCCCCCCCACUGCCCCCAAGUUGGCCCAUUACUGCCAACUAUUGCAGAAGGUAGUGGUCUGUGUAGCUGCAUAGGGAUUAGAAGUCAAGUUCUUGUUCUGUUUCUUUCAAAAUGAUGGGGGUGAGAAUUUGCUCUGAAGCCUGCUGUAAGUCCUUAACUUGUUCACCCGGGCUUUCUCUCUCUUCCCCCUUCUCCACUCCCUCUUGCUAUGUAGCCCUUCAGUCCUCCUGCGUCCACCUCCUGAGUUUUGAGGUUACAGAGGAUGGCCCCAGGCCCAGUGUCUUUUAAGCUCUAUUAAUCUUGCCUUUCCCUUACAGUUAUAGAUGCAUGUAUCUAUGUGUAUAUGUGUGUCUGUGUGUGUUGGAUUUUUGAUUUGUUUUUCAAAGCAGGGUUUCUCUGUGUAGCCAUGGUUGUCCUGGAACUUACUCUGUACAUCAGGCUGGCCUCAAACUCAAGAGAUCCUCCUGCUUCUGCCUCCCAAGUGUUGGAAUUAAAGGCAUGUGCCACCAUUGCCCAGCUGGAUUUUAUGUUUUAGCUUUUUUUUCCUUGGCCUCAAGAAUCAUACAUUUACUUUUGCUGCACAAACUACUUUGAGUGUUUUCACUUGACACUAAGUAAUCAGGUGGUGUGCUGUGUAUCAACGUGUUUAACAUUGGCUUCAUUUAAAUAGUGUGAUUUUAUACAUAUCUAUCUUCCUUGAUUUCUUUUGUCAUGUAACUAUUUUGUAAAUAACUGGAAUUUCUCAUUAGACCUUAGACAGAGCAGUAUUUUAUUAAAAAUUCCAAAGGGAAGACUUCUUUGUGCUCAUUUUGUAAUUUUUAUUUUAAAUACCUUUACAUUGUAUGUCUAUUGCAUUUGAAGUUUUUAAACUUACAUGGAAUGGACUCCAAAUGUAUUUUUAUGUUAUACAUUUGUAAAUUCAUAGCACAAAGUUAGCCUCAAAAUGUUAUGCAAAGGGAUUUUGACAUGCAAAAGUCACUGAAGGUCUGGACAUUUCUAUGUGUCAAAUGCUCUGUGAUUUUGAUUAAAGAUGGAAUGACGACCGCA
Molecule: messenger RNA, 10151 nt
Organism: Mastomys coucha (southern multimammate mouse)
Lineage: Eukaryota; Metazoa; Chordata; Mammalia; Rodentia; Muridae
Gene: Xrn1
Product: 5'-3' exoribonuclease 1
Exons: 41
Coding region: 5-5158 (1717 amino acids)
Biological process (GO): nuclear-transcribed mRNA catabolic process; rRNA catabolic process
Cellular component (GO): nucleus
Molecular function (GO): 5'-3' RNA exonuclease activity; RNA binding
Source: RefSeq, a predicted model, not a curated record